AUGUUUCAAUCAAAAAGAGGAGGGUUACAAAUCAAAGUAGAUAAUAGAGCUGAUACUUCUGCAAAUAACAAUAACAAUAACAAUAAUAAUGGUAAUCCACAACAAAAUAUAAACUCUAUAGCUCCAACUGGUAACAAUAAUAUUGUAGAUGAAAAGUCUACCUUUUCUUUGUAUGUUAUAACAUAUCAAUCAAUCUCAUUAGAUCAAACAAAUAGUGGUACAUUUAGAGAAGGUGAUUUGGCAAUCAACAAGAAAGGAUUAUUAAUAUGUGGAGAAUCACCAAAGAAUAGUCCUUUGAAUUUUGUAGAUAGAAAAAGACCAAUCAUUCAAAGAAGUUAUAAUAAUUAUCAACAACAACAACAACAACAAACAAAUGAACAACAACAAAAUAAUAAUAAUAAUAACUAUACAACAACAACUACUAAUAAUAUAAUGAGUAAUCAACCACAAUAUGAAAAUAUAUUAUCAUUAGAAUUAAAAGAUUUAAAGAUUAUAAAGAUAUUGGGUAGAGGAGAAGGAGGAGUAGUGAAAUUGGCAUAUCAUGAAUCUAGCAAGACAUCUAUUGCAUUAAAGGUGAUUCCAUUGGAUGUACAAGAGAAUAUUCGUAAACAAAUCAUUUUAGAGUUGAAAACACUACAUCGAACACAUUGUCCCUACAUUGUAUCAUUUUACGAUGCCUUUUAUACCGAAGGGUCGAUUCAUAUUGCAUUAGAGUAUAUGGAGGGUGGGUCAUUAUCAGAUUUGAUGAAAUUGAUUCGUGGACCAAUCCCCGAAAACAUAUUGGGUCGUAUCACAUUCCAAGUGUUGGAGGGACUGCACUAUCUCCAUCGUCAACUACAUCUUAUCCAUCGUGACAUCAAACCAUCAAACAUUCUAAUCAACAAACUUGGACAGGCAAAGAUAUCAGACUUUGGUGUAAGUAGUCAACGUCAAGACACUCUUUCCAAGGCUGUUACAUGGGUUGGAACAGUUGUCUACAUGUCACCAGAAAGAAUAUCUGGAAUGUCUUAUUCCUACGACUCUGAUAUCUGGUCACUUGGUCUAACUCUUUUAGAAUGUGCUCUUGGCUAUUUCCCAUACUCUCCACCAAAAUCGGCCAAUACCGAUGAUUCUGGUAUUGGAUUCUGGACACUAAUGGAUACUAUUGUUAAAACUCCAGUUCCAACUUUACCAAUUGAUAAAUAUUCAAAAGAAUUUUGUUCAUUUAUUAGUGAUUGUUUACAAAAAGAACCAGAAGAAAGACCAUCAUCAUCAAAAAUAUUAAAUCAUCCAUUUAUUAAAAAAUAUAAAGAUGAAAAGGCUGAUGAAUGGAUUGCCAGUCAAUUAAAACAACAUCAAAGUAGCUAA
Messenger RNA from Cavenderia fasciculata, 1347 nucleotides. It is a transcript of the gene mekA, whose product is annotated as MAP kinase kinase. Gene Ontology annotation, molecular function: MAP kinase kinase activity; ATP binding. Bases 1 to 1347 code for a protein of 448 amino acids. NCBI's taxonomy places the organism in Eukaryota, Evosea, Eumycetozoa, Acytosteliales, Cavenderiaceae. The record is from RefSeq and is a predicted model, not a curated record. The transcript is spliced from 4 exons. Gene Ontology annotation, biological process: MAPK cascade; protein phosphorylation.